AUGAGGAAUAACUUGUUUGAUAAAAGAAGUUCUAAAAAUUCUUUGUUUCUCCUUCACUCUUUCCAAGAGGUUAUUGAUUUAGCACAACAAGAAAUGGCAAGAACUUUGAUCCCCCUAGUGGGGCUUCUACUCUUAUGUUUGGGAUCAACCCUAGCAGGAGGUACAAAACAACACAUGAAAUACAAAGACCCCAAGGUUCCCAUAGAAGAUAGGGUAGAAGACUUGCUUUCAUUGAUGACUACUAAAGAAAAGAUUGGUCAAAUGGUUCAGAUCGAGCGACAAAAUAUGUCCACUCAUAUCAUGAAGAAAUAUUUCAUCGGUAGUUUGCUCAGCGGUGGGGGUAGCGUGCCUGCAAAGCAUGCUACACCGCAACAAUGGGUGGAUAUGGUAAACGAGUUUCAAAAAGGUUCUCUCGCAACCCGUCUUGGGAUCCCAUACAUAUAUGGUAUUGAUGCUGUUCAUGGACACAACAAUGUGUACAAUGCCACCAUUUUCCCUCACAACAUUGGUCUUGGAGUAACCAGGGAUCCUGAUCUUGUGAAGAGAAUUGGUGCUGCAACUGCACUUGAAGUCAGAGCGACCGGCAUUCCCUACGCUUUUGCUCCCUGUAUCGCGGUAUGCAGAGAUCCGAGAUGGGGUCGAUGCUACGAGAGUUACAGCGAGGAUCCCUCAAUUGUUCGAAUGAUGACCGAGCUAAUCCCAGGUUUACAAGGAGAUGUUCCAACUAAUCAUCACAAGGGUGUACCAUAUGUUGGUGGAAAGAACAAGGUUGCAGCUUGUUCCAAGCACUAUGUAGGUGAUGGAGGCACGGUUGGUGGCAUCAAUGAGAACAACACCAUUGUUAGCUCUCAUGACUUGUACAACAUUCACAUGCCUGCAUACUAUGAUUCACUUGACAAGGGUGUGUCAACUGUAAUGGCAUCAUAUUCGAGCUUGAACGGAACAAAAAUGCACGCUAACUACGACUUGCUCACCGGGUUCCUCAAGAACAAACUCAAGUUCCAGGGUUUUGUCAUUUCAGAUUGGGAAGGCAUUGACAGAAUCACAUCUCCACCCCAUUCAAAUUACACAUACUCCAUUCAACAUUCAAUCAACGCUGGUGUUGAUAUGGUAAUGGUUCCUUAUAACUACAAAGAGUUUAUUCAGGAUCUGAUAAAACUGGUGAAGAAGAAUGCCAUUCCGAUGAGCCGCAUCGACGAUGCGGUGAGAAGAAUCUUGAGAGUGAAGUUCACAUUGGGCAUCUUUGAAAACCCAUUAGCAGAUUACAGUCUUGCCAACAAAGUAGGCUGCAAGGAGCAUAGAGAACUUGCCAGGGAAGCUGUGAGAAAGUCACUUGUGUUGCUGAAAAAUGGCAAGUCCGCAUCAGACCAGCCUCUCUUGCCCCUCCCAAAGAAAGCACCAAAGAUUCUCGUCGCCGGAACUCAUGCUCACAAUCUAGGGUUACAAUGUGGUGGCUGGACGAUCGAAUGGCAAGGUCUUGAGGGAAAUAACCUUACUUCUGGAACCACCAUUCUCAAUGCGAUCAAAGCCACUGUUGAUCCAAGCACCAAAGUUGUCUUCGAUGAGAAUCCAGAAAGGAAAGUUGUCGAGUCCGGUGGGUUCUCAUACGCAAUUGUGGUGGUAGGUGAGCCACCAUAUGCAGAGACCAAGGGUGAUAACAAUAAUCUUACUCUACCUGAUCCGGGGCCGAGCACAAUCAACAACAUAUGCGGAUCCGUCAAGUGUGUUGUAGUCAUUAUCUCUGGAAGGCCUCUUGUCAUUGAACAAUAUGUUGCAUCAAUGGAUGCACUGGUGGCUGCUUGGCUUCCUGGUAGUGAAGGGCAAGGCGUGGCCGAUGUUCUAUUUGGUGACCAUGGAUUCACAGGCAAGUUGGCUAGGACUUGGUUCAAGAGAGUUAAUCAGUUGCCAAUGAAUGUUGGAGAUCCACACUAUGAUCCACUCUUCCCGUUUGGAUUUGGCCUACAGACUCAGCCAUCAAAGAAGCAUUAAUGCUUGAUUUUGUAAAUAUGGUUAAUGUUCAGAAAAUAUACACAUAACUUGGAGUAUCCAAAUAAUGUAAUGUAUUUAUGUUUGAAAUUUGUAAAUACAGAGAAAUAAAAUUAGGGUUUUAAAACUGUCAAGAACACACUCAAACAUUCUACCUUAGCAAAUCUCAUAACUGGACUUGCUCACUCUGCGCAGAAUGAUUCUGUUGAUCAGCAGCAGACAUGAAUUUGAGAAGCAGAACUUCUGGAAAAAGAUCUUACUCCUUCGUAUCAGUUGGAAAAAGAACUUCUGAAGCAGCAUCAUUAAAUUGGAGGAACAAUUAUAAACAGCAGCAGCAUUGCUUCAUGCUGAUAUGAUUACAAUCCAUCAGUUGCAGUAGCAAUCAACUCCAUCAGCGGAUUCAAGAAAAACGACGAGAAUUAUGGACAUUUCCCCAACAUGUUUCGCAACAAUUAAGCUCCCGAAAAGCAUGAGCAUCAAAUU
This is a messenger RNA of Tripterygium wilfordii, 2469 nucleotides long. Its product is annotated as beta-glucosidase BoGH3B-like. The record is from RefSeq and is a predicted model, not a curated record. Gene Ontology annotation, molecular function: beta-glucosidase activity. Gene Ontology annotation, biological process: glucan catabolic process. NCBI's taxonomy places the organism in Eukaryota, Viridiplantae, Streptophyta, Magnoliopsida, Celastrales, Celastraceae. The transcript has 9 exons. Bases 1 to 1989 code for a protein of 662 amino acids.